CCGUCGUUUUAUCCAUUUUCCUUCACCCAACUUAUUCGUCUGAUUGUCUUCUUCUUCUUCUUCUUCUUCCUCAAUCGUUUCCUCGAAUCUCUCUUCCCGGGAAAAUUGUUAUCUUUCCAUAGAAAAUGGUAGAUUCCGGGAAAGAGUUUUUGAUGUUAGAUAGCUACAAUAGUAUCCCAUGGUUAAUUUGGAUCCAAAUGUUCGUCUUCGUCCUCCUCUUACUCCUCCUUUGCGUCGUCGGAAUCUUCUCCUUAGAUAUCGGAGAUAACAAUUUCUCAUCUUCUGAUUCUGUUCCUUCUACAUCUGGUUCGUCUCUUUCUAAGCGAUUUCUUUCUGGAAAUCCGAUUCCGAUCAGCCACCAUGGUUUGGGGUUUUCCGUCAAUUCAAGUCUCAUACAGUCUCAUCAGAUUGGAAGCUCUCAAAGCAUAAAAGGAGAGAUAACACCAGCUGUAACAAGGAGAGUGACAAGAACAGAGGAAGCAGAAGGUUCGUUGGACAAAGAUUCAAGUCAUAGUUUGCAACAUCCAUGUACUUUGUUUAGGCUGGCAGGAUCUGCAUUUCUAAAAUGUUUCGGGAUUGACCGGAGUACAGAAGAAACCGAGGAUUCUUUGAGACAAGAAUCUAAGAAAGAGAGAUGAUUGAAGCUCUUUGUGAAUAGAAGAAGAGAGAACAUACUAUAACACGUUUUUAUUAUGUGUUGAUCGUAGCAAUCGAGUAGGAAGAGAUUGAAGAAACUUGUAAAGUAGUA
Molecule: messenger RNA, 748 nt
Organism: Arabidopsis arenosa
Lineage: Eukaryota; Viridiplantae; Streptophyta; Magnoliopsida; Brassicales; Brassicaceae
Source: the annotation of a GenBank genome assembly